AAAACUCAUGUUGCAUAUUUUAUUGUCUCCCCUAUAAUUGAAAAACCUACAAAUACUUAUACGUCACUUAAAUUUGAGCAAUUCUCUCCAUAAAUUCCCACCCCACAAGGCCACAACAACAAUUAAAGAAACAAAAAUUAAGUGAGAUUAUACAUACAUAUACACCCCUAGUUACCUAGAUCCAUUCCACUAAUUAAAAGGAAACAAACAAAGAAGAGAAGUAAAAAAAUAGUUAGAGAGAAAUACAUAAAGAUGAGUGAAGAAUGUGGUGGUAACACUAUUGCUACAUCUACUACACCAUUAAAUUGGUGGUAUCUUCAAGCUUCAAAUUCUCUUUCUUCUAAUUGGAAUGAUGUUAAUAAACAUGCAUGGAACAAUCAAAUAAAUAAUCCUAAUUCUUCCUCUUCUUGUGAGGAUCAAGAUAUAUCUGUUUCUUCUACAUCAUUCACGAAUGCUUCCAAUCAUUCAAGUCUCACCGUUGAAUCAUCUCGAAGAGUGUUCGUUGAGCCGCAUGCACCACCUUCCUCCAACGACUUCAUGGCCGAACAUGCUUCGGAUAACCAACUUUGGAGUCAUGUUCUAUCAGGUGUUGGAUCAAAUGGAGAGUUACACAACAACCAAGAAAUUGGAGAGAAUUUCUUAGAUGGACUUGCAUCAAAAACCAUGACAAACACUAUGUUUGACCAACCAGCUUGUGAUUAUUUGAAGAAACUUGAUACAACAAAUUGGGAAUAUACCAAUGGUUCAACUUCAUUCAACACUAAUUUUGAGAAGCACUUAAAUGGAUAUAGUGAAGCUCUAAUUGAGAAUAAUGAAAGGUUGACAAAAUUAUCCAAUCUUGUUAGCACUUGGUCUAUUGCCCCACCUGACCCUGAAGUUAGUAGCCACUUUGAUCCACAAACAAACAAUAAUAUGUCAAAUAAUUUGAAUAAUUCUUCAUCCAAUAUGGAUAAUCACUUUGAAUCUGACCCUAAUUGUCAUUUCAAACAAUUACCUUUUGGAGAUUCAACAUCAUGUACUAUUGGAGGAGUAGGUAAUAAAAUGUUCCCUAAUUUUCAUGAUCAAGACAUGAAUAAGGUUAAGCAAGAAUUUAAUCAUCAUGCAAGUGAAGUGAUGCAACAAGGACAUGUAUUUGGAAAAUCAUUUAAUCCAAAUGGUUAUCUUGAUGGAUUCAAUAAUAGACUUAAUUCAAUGGGAGAUAGCAAUAAUGGAAAAUUUUAUCAAGGGUUGCCAAAUAUUUCACCAUGCACAAAAACUUUCUCAGAUGUUAUAUCUUUUAAUAGUAGGUUUGGAAGGCCAAUUCUUGGAAUCCAUGCACAAAGGCCUAGCAUGAAAUACUCAAACUUAUCUGAGUUAAAGAAGCAAAGCCUUCAGACACCAUCACAUAUGAGAAAUAGUAAUGGAAGAGGAGAAGGAACAACACGUGAAGUAAAAAAGAAAAGAUCUGAAGAAUCAUCAGAAGCAAGUUUGAAGAAACCUAAACAAGAUCCAUCAACAACAAAUUCAUCUUCAAAGGUGCAAGCACCUAAAGUCAAGCUAGCAGACAAGAUCACAGCCCUUCAACAAAUUGUGUCUCCAUUUGGAAAGACAGAUACAGCAUCUGUGCUGUUUGAAGCAAUAGGGUACAUAAAGUAUCUUGAAGAACAAGUCCAGUUAUUAAGCAACCCAUACUUGAAGGCAAAUUCACACAAGGACCCAAGGGGAAGCUAUUUUGAUAGAAAAGAUAAGGAAGAUGCAAAGAUGGACCUUCGAAGCAAAGGUCUAUGUUUAGUUCCAACUUCAUGUACACCUUUAGUUUAUAGAGAGAACACUGGACCAGAUUACUGGACACCAGCAUAUAGAGGAUGUUUGUAUAGGUAAAAAAAGAAAAAAUAUGGAUGUCUUAUGCUAAAAAUAGUAUGUGGCUGUAUGAAUUUUAAUUUGCUAUAAUCUUGGAAAAUUGUAUGGUUUAGUGAAUAAAACAUCAUAUCAUCCUAAAUGUAACUAUAUAUUGUCUUGGUGAAAUGCCAUCUUGUUGGAACAAGUUUAGAAUUUGGAGGGAA
Messenger RNA from Trifolium pratense (red clover), 2042 nucleotides. RefSeq names its product transcription factor bHLH111. Gene Ontology annotation, biological process: regulation of transcription by RNA polymerase II. The record is from RefSeq and is a predicted model, not a curated record. NCBI's taxonomy places the organism in Eukaryota, Viridiplantae, Streptophyta, Magnoliopsida, Fabales, Fabaceae. The transcript is spliced from 7 exons. Gene Ontology annotation, molecular function: DNA-binding transcription factor activity, RNA polymerase II-specific; protein dimerization activity; RNA polymerase II cis-regulatory region sequence-specific DNA binding. Gene Ontology annotation, cellular component: nucleus. The coding region runs from base 253 to 1860 and encodes 535 amino acids.